Molecule: messenger RNA, 1344 nt
Organism: Naegleria gruberi
Lineage: Eukaryota; Heterolobosea; Eutetramitea; Acrasida; Naegleriidae
Exons: 1
Coding region: 1-1344 (447 amino acids)
Source: RefSeq, a predicted model, not a curated record
AUGAAAUUCAAGAAUUUAACUUGUCCUAAAAUUUGGGAAGGAUUGGAUGUGGAAACAGUCAAAUCCAUUCAUAAAUUGUGCAAAACUAUUUCCAAGAGUACUAUUCAAUUAUUAUUGGUUGAAAUGGAUGAGUUUUGGCAGAGAGUUUCUAACAUGUUGGAGAUGGCUGUUUAUUGGAAACGAUAUCAAUCAUUUGAGGGUUUUUCAUUGGCUAGAGGUGAUGUUAGUGUUGAUAGUUCCAUUUCCAUUGUAAAAAUGCAGAAAUUAAUAGAGGCAGUUGAGAUGAAUGCGAAUAGAGAGUACAAGGAUAUUAUCGAUCCAAACAUGUGUAGUAAUAAUUAUUAUUAUGAUACAGAUUUAGAUUUAAAUGAAGUUCCAAAUGAUUUCUCAAAUGAGGAAGUGAACAAUUCAUUCAUAGAACGAGCUCAGAAAUUAAUGAUUUCCAAAUCAAAGUUCGAAAAAAUCAAAGAAUUGACUCAAUUGGAUCCAUAUGAUUUAUUUCUGCAUAAGGCAUUGAUAUUGUCUCUUGAUAUGGUUUCAUAUUUUGAUAGCGAGAGAUACAAAGGUGAAAACCAUUACUAUUACAGCACUUUGGAAAGAUGUUGUUUAAUUUCAGAAGGAUUAUUUACUGAUAAUUUCACAGAUACUAAUUCUCUUGGUUUAUUGAUUGAUUUGGAGAUUGGAUACUCAGCAGAGGAUUUAACAGUUUUUGAAGAAAUUCAUCCUUGUUUUGUGGCCAUUUCUAUUAAUUUCAAUUCAAAUUAUCUGCACCUUACAGUACCAAAACAUGCUCAAUAUUUAUGCUUUUCUUUUGCAGAUCCGUAUGACAAUACAGAGGAAUACGAAAGCUUUUUAGAAGGUCAGGAUGAGUUUCCAAACGUUCGAGAUUUAACUAUCAAAUUUCCCAAUACGCAAAAUAACAAAUAUUUGGGUAUUGAUACUGCCGAUGUAGAGAAUAAUAUCCUCUCAGCAAUUACAAGAAAGAGAUUUCCCAAAUUAUUGAGACUUUCAAUUCAGGGAUCUGUUUCAAUGGAAAAUCUUGACAAUUAUGGAAUAUUCUCUGAAUUAUUGUAUGUGGAAAUUAUUAAUAAUAGAAGAAGAGCCGAUGAUUAUGUCAUUGUUAAAUAUUGGACUGAAAGGACAGUUCACUCUUUCAUCAAGCAACAAUUUAUUGAGAAGGAUUCACUGAUUCAUCAAUUGGUUCUCUAUGCCAAUAUUUGUAGGAAUUAUCCAGAUGCAGAUUACAAUUCCAUUAAGGAAUACUAUGAUAUGAGCAAGGAAAAAUUUGUACCCUGCAUUGCACACUCUUCUGUCAAUGAAUAUUAUGAUAGAUGUUAUGAGUAA